UGGCUGAGGCAGGAAGGAUAGGACUGUCAGCAUGUCAAGUUUGCUCUGAAUUUCAUUCAUCUGCCUUCCCUGGGUGAAUGCAGGAGUAAGCUGUGCAGAGAUGAGUUUGACAGUGCGAGGGAUUAAAAUCUCUGCUUGUAUAUGUCAGGAAGGCAGCUAGUAGCUCAUACACACAUAUAGCAUUACCCUCUCAGGUGGAUUCAAGUGUUUCACAUGCGGUGCUGGUGCAAGGUGCUGUGACAAGAACCCCGAGGCUGCUCCUGACUUCAAGAGAAGCAAGUCCACGUGAACUGUGGCAAUCCUCCUUGCUCCUCCCAUCGCAUCCUGCCACAUCGUGUACAACUGAGAGAGCCGAAAAGGGACACACAGCUGCUGUGAAGGAGCUGAAUUUCUGCAUUGGAGACACAGCACUCAGUGCAGUUUGACGGAGAUGAGAUAAAUACUACACACGGCUGUCUGCCUGGGAAGCUGUGGCUGUUUCUUUGUUCCAGCUGAUGCUCUGGGCUGCUGGAGUACUACUCUAACACAUCACCAAAAUGAGUGGAAGGGAAGAUCGAGGAGAUCCAUUAGAUAUUGAGGAUUUAACAGAAAAUGUAGAAUAUGAGGAUGAUUUUGAAAAAGAUCUGGAAUGGCUGACCAAUGAAGAAGGAAAAAGAAACCUUGGUGAAAGAGAGACUCCUGAAGAAAAUGAAGAGGAUAUCGAAGAACAAAUUCUUAAAGCUGCAGACAGCUUUGAGGAAGACAGUGAGGAAAUAGAAGAAAAUUUAGAUCAGCUUUCAGAAGAAGAUGUAAAUGUGAGAGUGAGAUACUCCAGUGAGGAAAGUUUUGAAUCCAGGUCAGAUACUGGACAGGAGAGCUAUGGAUCUGAUACCAGUGGAGAAAGCUCUAGCCAGGAAUCCAAGCUGGAAAGCCAGGAUGAGCUGAGUGAGGUAGUGGAUGAAGAAAUAAAGCGUUACAUCUUAGAAAAGAUUGAAGAAGCCAACAAAGAGCUGGAGAAUCAGGCUCCUGUGGAUCAAAACAGAGAACGGAAGUUAAAAUUCAAGGACGAGUUGGUGGAUCUUGAAGUUCCUCCUCUAGAAGAUUCUCGAGUUUAUAAAACUGACCUUAUAGGAGGAGACGAUGUUUCAAGUGGGCUUUCUCAGUUGCAUAUUUCUAAUGACAUGGGACAGGAAAGCACAUUCCUUUCACCAUGUGCUGGCACAGAUGAGGACACGACAGAUGGUAAAAUCCUAGUGGAAAAAGACGGGAAGUUUGAACUCUUAAGUUUAUGUGAUAUUGAAAGCCAGGGCUUUUUGCCCCCAAUAAGUGUUUCUUUUACUGAUAUUGAAACUCACCAUGUAUCUCCAAAAUCACACUGCAGUUCUUUUCGCACUGUCUCUCAAAUAAAGGAAAUACCUCCGGUCAGACCAGAAGCACGUUCUUUUUCUCCUAGUGAAGAAGAGUGUGUGUAUUUCCCUAAGCCUCCGUCUAACUCUAAGCAUCGUCCAAAUUCUGCUGUCAAUGCUGCAAGAGGUCUGGGUAAACAGAAGAAUCCACAGAGGACUCAGUCUGCAAAUGUGUCCGUGAGAAGCUCCACUUACAGUCUUUCUCCCAGGCAAAAAGAAUUACGGAAGCAGUUAGAACAAAGGAAUGAAAGACUGAGGAAAGAGGAAGAAGAAAGACAAAGGGAACUCGAAGAACAGAAGAGAAGAGAGAACGAGAUGGUUUUUAGAGCUUGGUUACAGAAGAAGAAAGAGCAACUGCAGGAAGAAAAGCGAAUUCGCCGCGCAAAGCAGCUGGAAGAGAUGAGCAUCAAAGAGAGGAACAGGGAUCCAGAAGCAGCCUACAAGUCAUGGCUUAAAAAAAAGCACCGAGAACACAUGAAAGAAAGGCAGAUACAACUUUUGAGACGCCAAGCUGAGGAACUUGCCUUUUUUCCAAGGACAGAGGAAUGCGACAGAGCUUUUAAAGAAUGGCUCAGAAGGAAGAGAGAAGAAAAACGAGCAGCAGAACUAGCUGCUAAAGAGAGAGUAAGGCAGCUUAGAUUAGAAGCCAGAAGAGCAAAGCAGAUGCGGAACAUCACUGUAUUUAGUUUAGAGCCAAAAUCCUUUCACUUUACAGACCAUUACAGUUGAAAAUUUGAUGUAACCACAGAGUUCUUGGUGACGGUCUUCCUAAUUUUUAUGGCUUGAGUUUUUGCUCUUUACAGUUACUGACUUUUUGUGGUGUAUUUAAAGUUUUCAAUGGAGUUUAACGAUUAUCUUCAGUGACAAUGAUUUUCCUAUUUAUUUAUUUGUAAUUUUGUUGAAAAGCCUGCUUUUAUACAAAACUCAGGGAUCUUCUUGGUUUAACCAAAUCUAAAUGAGUGCAAGAUCUAUAUAAGAGUGGCAAAUGCACAUUCCCAUCUUUUAAAGGCACUUUAUACUUAACUCUAUACUUAACACCAUGAAUUCCUGGAUGCAGGCUGUUAUGUAAGAUGUUGGAUUUUUGCUGGAUUAAUAUUGCGAUUUGCUGCUGCUUGUGAUGAAGACUGUACCAGGUGUUAUGUUGUUGGAAAAUCAUGUUUCUUGUACCACUUUCUAUUGAUCUGCUGACCAACUCCAGAUCCGAGGACUAUUUUCUUUUUAAGGUUUAAGGAAAGUGGUCAUUGAAGGCUAACGUGUAGGUGAGCAUGCAACAGUUUUUAAAACUUAUUUCUGUGAGUCAUAUUCAGUAGUUUUGUAUUCCAUGGAAUUAAGAAAUUGUGCAAUUUAUGACCUUUCCUAUUAUUAAGGAAGCUAGGUUGCCUGUAUAAAUGUCAAUGUUUGCUAAAUUUAUAAUAAUAAACUACAUCACCUUUCCCAGCUAAA
Messenger RNA from Myiozetetes cayanensis, 2828 nucleotides. It is a transcript of the gene CCDC181, whose product is annotated as coiled-coil domain containing 181. NCBI's taxonomy places the organism in Eukaryota, Metazoa, Chordata, Aves, Passeriformes, Tyrannidae. The record is from RefSeq and is a predicted model, not a curated record. Gene Ontology annotation, biological process: intracellular protein transport. Gene Ontology annotation, molecular function: microtubule binding; small GTPase binding.